UCAUGGCACUUCAACAUCAUCUCCACCUGCGCGUCCCUCAAGUGCAAGAUCGGUGCGAUGGCAGACUGUACAGACUAGAUACGGUCAUCUAUCCACAAACAGCACGUCGACACUAACCCCGCGACAUCCUAACAUCGAGUAUUAGCGAUCACCACCAUCAAGCGGGCCUCGGCGCCAUCUCAAACAUAAACCUGCGAUCGAUACUUUGCAACUUACGGGCAAUACAAGAGCAGAGACAUAGUGACGGACACAUGUAAUGAGACCAUGGGAUUACCUGAGGCCAGAUACUCUAGCGGCAUAGUCGUGAAGGCCGACAAUGUCAUACGCAUCGAUGUCAGGGUACGGUGACUAUUAUGAUUCUGGGAAUCAAGGACAGAAUAUGCAGGGCUCUUACAACACCGGAAGACAAUCCAAUACGACCGAUCGCUACACUACGCAAUCCGCGUAUUCCGGCGACAGUAGACAAUCUCAAUAUGGCUCGUCUGGGUACGAAUGGUCAGGGCAAACCCAGCAAAAUUACGCCGACGGUUCCCGUCAACAGGCAUACAGUAGUGCUUCGUGGAAGGACGACGACACCCAGAGUACAGCCUAUGGUGACAGACGUGACACCCUUACUCCACAGCCUACUGCCGGUAGCACUAGACAAGAGUACUACAACUCGCAGUCAACCAAUGCCACGGGUCAGAACACACAAGGGUUGAAUAGUCUUGCGUACGCAUCAGGUUUGGACGAAUCUGGACUCCAGCGACAGGGUCGGGUACAGCAGUCAAAUGCGGUGUCGUCAACGAAACACUCAUUGUCGACUACAAAUGCGCCAAAUCGUGUUCAAUCCCCACUCGCUCAUAACGCCUCACAGUACAGUUCGAGUCAAUCAACUGGUUUUAACUAUCACAAUAAUUCUGUCUCUACCACCAACAAGCAGUCAGCUGCCGCGGCUGCUCUGGCCGGGGCUGUCAAUCGUCGCUUUCCGCAAGCUAGUAGUGCGCAGUCAGUAUCCCCAAUUUUGGAUGGUGCAGCUCCUCGGCCAUCGGCUCCACAAUACUAUCACCCGAAUACGCAGGAUCAGAGACACCCUUCAUCUCACGCUCAGCGAAAUCCUCAUGUGGUAGCGGCAAACUCCAAUCGCCAGGCAGAUCAACAGAUGUCCCAAGAUAGAGUCGGACAACGUGGACGUGCGCCAAGUCGGGGCGCUCAGCAGGCGUCGAAUCAAUCUCAGCAGCAGGCGCUACAGGUCAAUUCCAUCUCGAAUCUUGUCAGUCACCCCACGGAAGAAGCUCGUCAACCACAGUAUUCCACGGUAGCAGAGCAACAAAGCACGAUGCCGAGUUAUAUCGAUCCGACACAGGUUUUUAAUCCUUUCGCUAGGGAACAUGAAAGAAGACGAAGGGAGGCUGAGGCGGAAGCGAAGCGCAAAGCAGAGGAAGAAGCUGCCUCGGCUGCUAGAAGGCGGCAGGAAGAAGAGGCUGCGCGAAAACGUCAGGAAGAAGAUGCUGCUGCUGCUGCCCAGAAACAGCAGGAAGAUCAUGAUGCUGCUCGGAAACGACAAGAAGAGGAAUCUGCUGCGGCCGCGGCGGCGGCGCAAAAGGCCAGUGAGUCAAGUAAGCGAGUGAAUAAACGGUCAGAAUCCGCACCAAAAUCCCGCAAGAGAAAGGCCGCAGCCCAAAGUGAUGAACAGCCACCAAAUUCUCAGACUGGCGAGGCCGAUAUGGCAACUGAACUGAAAGUCAUGAUGGAGAAGAUGAAGGAAUUCCGCAGCAAAGACCCAUCACUGUUUCAGAAGUUGUGGGAUGACAUGCGGAAACCAACUGUACCCGUACAAUCUCCUUCGCCUCAGCUGUCACAGCAAGAAGCUAUCCCAGAAUCUCAACCCUCUCCUCGGCCCACGCCAGUGGCAUCUUCGGUGGCUCAAUCGUCAGCGAUAACUUUCCUGCCCAGUGCGACAUCAGCAAAUAUUUCUGUAUCACGCCCGCUAAAUGGUUACAGGGUUGUGGUUGAGAACAACCAAGAAGACUUGCCUGAUCUGGGUCGAUUUCCUGCAGAACGACGCAUACGAGCGUCGUAUGUGGCCAAGAGAGAUAUACGUCACGAUACACCUACAAUCCCUUCGCCUCUCGUCAAGAACGCGCCGCUGUCAAGCGUGCCUACUUCUCAACCAGGCAACCUCAAUCCAGCUCCAGCUGGCCCACCGGUCCAACCCACUCCCGUCUCUGCGCAGCAGUCAAACGUUCCCGCUGUGUCAAUCGCGCCUCUGGCGAAAUCACCUCUGCUCACACAAGGGUUGCCACCACGUGGUCCAUCUGGCGGGACUAUCUGGCCCGAGGAGAAAAGAAAUGCUUUGGCAGGAGAAGCAGUGAAGGCUUUGAAAGCAAAUCCUGCAAAUGAACAGGUCAAUAUCAGUCCGGCAGACAUUCACGCCAUGUUGGAGAAGAAUCCAGGCUAUAUUGAUCUAUGUCAAAUGUUGGAGGACAAAGGUCUCAAAUUUCACAGGGGUCAAUUUGCCCGACAGCUAUUGAGCAACGUCCCCUAUCUGAAUACCCCCGCGGCUACGGCUCCUCCGCCAACAAUCGAACCUCAGCCUCAAUUCCACUCGCAUCCGAGUCCAGCCGUGCCACCUGCCGCCGCGCCUACGCCUGCUCAAAACCCCGUCCGUGUACCUGCGCCGCAGCCUGUCUCGAUCCUGGGGCCACCACGCGUGCCGAUAUCGAUCACGAAUGGGCCGCGCAACGACCCGAGAGUUGCGAUCGCACCGCCACUUCAAAGAGUCAUCCUUCCUCAGUUCCGCAGCGUUAAUGGUCCUGUAACUUUCAAGCCAGAACAUCCGGGAAUCCCUCAACAGCCUGUGAAAAUUGCAAGGCCCAAUUCGUUCAAAGUCACAGCAUCACCUCGCCACGAACCGCCACAAGGGUCGAAAGAAGCAUUGGCUCGAAAACGUGACUUCUCAGAAAUAGUCGAUCUAACAGCACUGAGCGACGAUGAAGACUACGUUCUAUCAAGAAAGCAGGCAAGAGUCGAGAGUCCAUCGCCCGAACGCGACCCAUUCCACGAGUAUCAAAGACAGCAGAGUUCGGCGUUCCAACCUGCAAACCCAGCGAUACCGACCGAGGGACUGGUCCCAUAUCAAGGAGGGCAUGCAUUCCCAUACGCCCUCUCGAAUGGAGCUCCUUUGAAGUUCAAUCCUGGCCCAAUACAUCAGUACGAAGCUAGGCCUCCUCCACCCGCGCUCCAACCAGCGCCAACGUCGACGAAGUCAACCAAAAUACUUGCCAAAUCUAUCAACAAGGAUGAAGCAUUGCAAAAGACUUAUUACAACCCCAAGACUGUGGCGCUCGAUAUCCUGAUUGCAGCUGGAAGACAUCCGACCGAGAGACCGCUGAAUGCUCACAUGGCCGGCAUUCUUGGAAAGCAUAUUGACCUUGACUCUGACCUGAGUACAUUCGACUGGGAUGCUGUGGAUCCUGGAGGUCCGCCACUGCCACAAGUCGAGGUUGUUGAUGUGCCUAUUGCGCCUCCUCGUUUCCAGUUCGGAAAGAGACGUGCGGACAUUUCUCUUGCCAUUGAUCGAGUUGUGAAUGGAGAGUCACGCUUACCUGAUUCGGACAAGCGUCACUUGCCUGCGCCCGCGCCAGUCAACGGCAACUCAAUCACGCGUCAAGACGGCUUCACACCUCGAUCACGUCUAAAAGACCUCAAUCGACCUCCAAGGUCGUCCACUGUCCGUGGCUCCCCUGCUCCGGAAUCUGACUCACGAAAUGUGAAUUCAGUGAAGCGUCAGACACGAAACCCUAGUGUCGCUUCUCCGACAGACCCUCUUGGUCAAGAGCAGCGCUCCACUCGAUCCUCCUCCAGUCAACUCAGACCCUCCAUCGAAGUUGAAAAGUCCAAAAAGAUGGACUCAGCGCCUUUCUUCCCCAGUGGCAAGCGACGAGGGCGACCUCCAGGAGCUAAAAAUAUUCACCCGAGUGUCAGGGAACUGAAGGCUACCAGCAAUCAACCUACUCAGUUCUCCGUCAGCGUCCCUUCACCUUCGUCGCCUAGCCUUCCUUUAUUCAGGUGUCGCUGGAAAGGUUGCAAGGCACACUUGCACAACCUUGACACAUUGCGACAGCAUAUUACGAAGGUUCAUCGGCCAAGUGAGGGUGAACGAAAAGACUACGGUUACAUCUGUUGGUGGAGGAAAUGCAGAUACCUGAAAGAGGACAAGGAUGGCUUGAUUCACCCGGAGAAGACAUUCGACGAUGAUUCGGAGUGGCUCGAACACAUUGAAGAGGAUCACCUGUAUUCAGUCGCCAUGAAACUUGGGGAUGGCCCUUCCACGAAACACAUUGGUAAGCAGAAGUCUUCGGUCUUUGAUGUCUCGAGAUUUGUUUUCAACCCUCCUGCAAGAGAGAAAGCUAGAACUCGUUCUUACUUAGAGCCGCAGACUAUCCUCCAGGAUAGGACCCGAUACCUUUCAGACGAAAACGGACGACUUACCACACCCACAUCAUCUGAGACGUUGCAAGAAGACCUGGAGCCCGAUACAAUGAUACUGUUCAAGGCGGAAUGGGACGAACACGAAAAGGGAACCCAGCGCAGCUUCAUGAAAACGCAUAAUGUCGAGAAGAACGUACCGAGAGCGGUGGCCGAGGAAACACUGAGAGCCAUGACUGCUCGCAAGGCCAAGAUAGGUCCUGGUAUCGAGAGAGGUGGCUGCAUAUUGGUCACCGAGGCAAGAAGAAAGACGUUGAUACAGAAUCAGGGACUUGCUCGCGUUGUCGAUGCAGAUUACUGACGAGUUCGAAAGGAUAGAGAAGGUGCUGUGGAGGAAAGCACUUAUCACAACAAGCUCAGCACAAGGUGGCUGAUAUGCUUGUCGCAGUAUCAGUCCAAGGUUGAUAUUGAGCGUGCUAUCAACAGUGGAGCUCGCGAAUCAAUUUCAUGUAUGAAUAUAAUAU
Messenger RNA from Exophiala viscosa, 4934 nucleotides. RefSeq lists its product as uncharacterized. Lineage: Eukaryota; Fungi; Ascomycota; Eurotiomycetes; Chaetothyriales; Herpotrichiellaceae. The record is from RefSeq and is a predicted model, not a curated record. Bases 317 to 4771 code for a protein of 1484 amino acids. The transcript has a single exon.